Botrytis deweyae is the source of this 195-nucleotide messenger RNA. RefSeq lists its product as uncharacterized. The record is from RefSeq and is a predicted model, not a curated record. Bases 1 to 195 code for a protein of 64 amino acids. Lineage: Eukaryota; Fungi; Ascomycota; Leotiomycetes; Helotiales; Sclerotiniaceae. The transcript has a single exon.
AUGGAAGGCUUUAACGAAGACCUCAUGCACAAGACAGGUCGACGCUCAGGUAUCUACGCGGGUAUCAUCGGAAAUGAAGCCAUCGUAGAAGAAUUCACCGAAGAUCUCAUACGAAAGCAGGGGCAGCAUGUGGGUAUAAUUGGGAAUGAAGCGAUCGCUGAGGGAUUCAAUGAAGAUUUGAUUCGAAAAGAAUGA